This is a messenger RNA of Frankliniella occidentalis (western flower thrips), 987 nucleotides long. RefSeq lists its product as uncharacterized. The coding region runs from base 130 to 987 and encodes 285 amino acids. The record is from RefSeq and is a predicted model, not a curated record. Gene Ontology annotation, molecular function: protein binding. The transcript is spliced from 4 exons. Lineage: Eukaryota; Metazoa; Arthropoda; Insecta; Thysanoptera; Thripidae.
GUUGUUUUGUUGUUAUUAAUCGCCUGUCGGCUGCCGGCCUUGAAACUAAGUUUUUUACUAAACCAUUUGUAAAAGAACUUAGCCGCUGACCCUACCGACCUCCCCGACGCCAUCCCCGUGAUCCGCACGAUGGACACCCCGGACGCUGACGAGGCACCACCCCGCAAGGCGCCUCGACUAGAGGACGCGAGGGUGCAGCAGCUGCUGCGGGACGUGGACGCGGGAAGGCAGGUGGUGAAGCAGCUGCGGGGAGCAGUCGGCCAGCUGCGGCAGGUGGCGGAGGCUCUGGACCACGACCUGGACUCGGCGGUCGCUCAGCUGCAGCUGGUGGAGGCGGCUCUCGAGAAGGGAAAGCGAGGGGAGGCCACAGAAGAUGUCGCACCGGACUUCUCGGCAAAGCAGUUGGAGCUGCAGCGACUCCGCGACGCUCUGCGCCCUGUGUUUGUACACUUUCAGCUGGAGAAGUCGCUGCUGUCGCUGCCGGACCUGCCCCUGCUACGGGUGCUCUCCUACUUGCCGCGCAAGGACCUGGGGGCCGUCGGGGAGGCGAGCCCUCGGCUGGCCGCGCUCAUCAGGGAGCACUCGUCACUGUGGCGGAAGGACCACACUUCUCAUCAGCUCCGUAACGUCGAAGAGCUGACGAGAUUUUUGAGAGUCAUGCCGCCUUUCACCCGCAUGAUCUUUCGACUCGAUCGUUCUUCUCGCCAUCUCGUGUAUUUCCCCAGGUAUCCUGAAAUGUGGCCCUUUAACUUGUUGGCUGUGGUCGACACCGACCCGGAGUGUUGCGCCGGCAUCCUCCGUGAGUUUGGAGCUCGUCUGGAGCAUCUUCAUAUCGUUGGGAUUCGCCGCGGCCGCGAGCUACAGGUGUUCCUCUCCAGCUUACGUCAUGCGCCCUCCCUGCAGAGGCUUCGGCUGAGCUUCGAAAAUUAUAAUGACUUGUGUAGCUUCAGAUGGGGGAAGGUGAGUUUCCUUGGUGAAGUGGUGUAG